AUGUCGAAUGAAAAUAUUAAUGAUCCUAGGGUGGCGUUAGCAUUGACUUUACUGAUGCAAGGUUCAAGUAUACAGUUCACGAAGGACCUGGUCCGAUAUACGAUGUCUCAGAGGAUUUGCUUAAGCCUCGGAGAACAGAGUCUCAGUCUUCUUUGGCUGACUCGUCCUCCUCAUUCUCCUUUGCCACGACCUACGUCAGUGCCAGGAAAACUUGAUACAGGUUACGAUAUCGAUCAACACGGCGUUCUCAGGAAGAAUCCUCCGAUGAAACAUGUGCCAUCUUGCUUCUACGAUGUUCCUCGCGAGGAAACGUGUUACACCACUUUAAAGUAUAAGGGAAAUUUCUGGAGCAGAAUGACAGGCAGAACUGAUGCACGAUCAUCUUCGAAUCCAGGUCCGGGAUAUUAUGAGCACGAGACGACGAAAACUGCGGCUCAGAUACGUGACGAAAGAAUAAGGGAGGCGAAGAGGGGCACUGCUAAGCAGCUGCGCUUCCUGGACAUCCUGUCUAGAAGAAAAUUGCUCGAAAAUUUUCCAGCUCCGAAUAGCUACAAUGUGAAGGGUAAUUUCGACAGGUUCCUCAAGAUCGCUUGCAAGUGUGAUCCUUAUUUAUGCAAAUUACCACCUUUUGGACAAUCUGCCAAAAGAUUUGAUUAUAAGAGAAAAGAUCUACCAGGACCUGGAGCGUAUGAUCCAGAGGAUCGAAUGAAAUGCGUGACUUCUAUUUGUAACGCACCAUUCGGUUCUUUUAGUCGACGCUUUCAUAAGAUUACUGUAGAACCUGGACCAGCUCCUAACGAUUACCACACGGACGUCGGCAACUUGGCUUACGAGUCGCAGAAGCGAUUUAAACAAACCUCUAAGCCAUCGUAUUCACAUAAAUCCUUCAAUACUAUUUCAACACUGUACAAAGACGAGGAAGAUUCUGAAAUUACUAACAUUCCAAAAAGAAUCAAACAGAAUAGGAGUAAAGUCUACCAUGCUGCCUUCAAAUCAAAAGCAGCCAGAUUUCCUGCUCACAAAAAGGUGGACGUCCCUGAUCCAGGCGCUUACGACGUCUUAACGGCUUUCAAGGCAAAUCGUGAUAAAUGUGAUUACCUCAGCCGACGAUUACCUGCGCCCUUCGGCUCACGUGCCAGUCGAUUUCCAAAGACGCUGCGGGAGCACGAUGUUCAGAGACCAGACCCAACCACUUACGACGUAGCGGGCGACAUAUCAUCGAACGUCGCGGGCGGCGUGAUAUCGUUCCCCCUGAGAGAUCCGAGGAAGCCGAAAGCGCCGGGACCAGCCCGCUACUGUGUAAGACCUAGUUAA
Messenger RNA from Nomia melanderi (Alkali bee), 1314 nucleotides. RefSeq names its product sperm-tail PG-rich repeat-containing protein 2. The record is from RefSeq and is a predicted model, not a curated record. NCBI's taxonomy places the organism in Eukaryota, Metazoa, Arthropoda, Insecta, Hymenoptera, Halictidae.